ACGGUCCGCCCCCAUCCUCUCAGCUGGGAUGGAUGGUUCUGAGCUCCGCUCCUCGCUCUCACACUGACAAGCAGAAAUAAAUCGGAUCGGAACCAGGCCGGUACCAGAGAGCCCAUGUUCACCGACAGGAUGACUCUGAGCCCGCCCGGACCGUCCGGACCCCCGGAGGAGCUGCAGGAACUCGGCUUCAUGGAGCGGCCGAUCCGGAGGUGUCUUAAGACUACUGAAGAGAUCGAUCAGCUGACAGUGAAUGAAGACCUUAAUGAUGUGGAGAGAGCAGUCUACCUGCUUAGCGUGGGUCAGGAGGUCCAGAGAGCCAGUGUAAUCAGCAACCUGCCAAGUCUGGUCCGUCAAAAUCCAGCUGAGACAUUUCGUCGAGUAGUACCCAAAGUUCGAGAAGUCCUAAAUGGAGCCACCAAUGACAUCCAGCUUGCAGCAGCAGCUUCAUUUUUAACCAUCCUGCAGGAUGACAUCAUCCUGAUCCACACACAUACCUACUCUAUCCUGAAGAUUGUUUUGACCCACCUAAACCACAGAGACCCAGUGGUGAGCAGUGCCUGGUUGGAGACUCUGCUGUCGGCCAUCAAUGCUCUGCCCAGAGAGACCAUCAAACAGGAGGUCCUGACCCCUCUCCUGUACCAUUCUCAGGUUUCUCAGUCUCUUCAGGCUCGUCUGGCCAGCUGCCGUAUUUUAGGAAAAGUUGUCUCCAAGUUUGACUCUCACAUAGUGAAGAAGGAGUUGCUGCCACUGGCCCGAUCUUUGUGUCGAGAUGUGGAACCAGAGGUCCAAGUCUGUAUGUGUCGUCAGUUUGAGAGCAUCGCUCAAGCCAUCGGGGUAGAUGAUACCAGAACCGAGCUCCUUCCUGAGCUGGUGGAGCUAGCUGAAGACGAGGAGGAUAGUGUUCGACAGACUGCUUUUGACAGCAUCGUCAACCUCAUGGAGAUGAUGGACAGCGAUGACCGCCUCCAUGUCCUGACUCCCAUGGUGAUGUCGGUGUGCAACGCUUCAUCUCAGGUGGACAAAGCCAUCACAACAUCAUUGUCAUUCCGGUUUGGGACGCUCUGCAGUGUACUAGCAGGUUUCUUGUCAGAUGAGCAGAAGCGUCUCAUGCUGCAGAAGUUUCAAGUUCUGUGUGUCACUGGACUUUCUACCGAAGGUAACCAGAUGGAGAGCAACGAUUCUGCACUGAUUCGCUCAAACUGCUGCUACAACCUGCCGGCCAUGCUGGCAUUUGUGGACUCAGCCCGCUUCCUGUUGGACCUUUACCCAUCUUUCUCUAGUCUCUGUAGAGACCCAGAGGUCAGCGUUCGACAAAAUGCUGCCGCCAUGUUCCACCAGGUGGCGAAGCUGCUAGGUUCUGAUGUCAGCUUAAUCCACAAUGAGCUUCUAUCUCUGCUGCAAGAUGAUGCCCUGGAGGUGUUGGACACUCUAAUGAACCAGUUAGAUGAAACCCUGGAGUUGGUUCUGUCCAGAGGAAACAGUCUCACAAUGGACAACAAACUCUCAGAGUUGUUGUCAGCACUGCUGGUGGCUGAGCAGAAAGUUGGAUGUUCUCUGCGUUGGCGUUUGCAUGAGAAGACGUUGCAACGUUACAGCUGUCUGGCCAGACUGCUGCCGGGAGAACUGCUGCACCAGAGCUUCUCCACGCGGAUCUUCAUGAUUCUCACCACCAAUAAGGUGUUGCCUGUGCAGAGGGAGGCAGCACGGACAUUCUGCACGUUCCUGCGCUACAACCGCAAACAAGAGCAGCGUCAGGAGAUGAUGGAGCAACUGAUCCAAGAUCUGGCUCAGGGCCGCAGCUACUGGAACCGUCUGAGGUUCCUUGAUGUUUGUGAAGUUGCCACAGAGAUUUUCUCUCGAAAAUACUUCAACAAACACUUUGUUAUCCCAGCGCUGGAGCUUGUCCACGAUCCUGUCCCCAAUGUGAGGUACAAGCUCUGCCAGUUGUUGCCACGGAUGCGUUCAUCACUUCACCUGCCAGCUGACAAAAUACUGCUGCAGAAACUUGACUUCUGUGUCCAGAAACUUCUCUGCAGGGAGAAAGACAAAGAUGUGGUGGCCAUAAUUCGAAAGACAGUGUUGGAACUAGACAAACUGGACCUGUCUGAGCCUUUUCUUAAGAGACACGAGUGGGACUUCUUGGAUCAGAAGAAGGAGAAGGAGGAGAUGCUGCUCUUGGAGAUGGAACAGCUAGAGCGACACCAGAGUGAUGGGAAGCUAAACCACACAGAUAGAAAACGAAGAGAUGGUAAGACCAGUCUGUCUUCCACCAAGUCCAUGUCCAUGUCCUCAUCCACAGCAGCCUCAUCCUCCAGUAAAGAGACGAGGAAGGUGAAACUGUCACGCAGUAGGUCCCUCAGCAGCCAGCCAACAACAUCCAAACCCAUGAACUUAGACCGCCUUCUAAAGGUCAAGGAUCUAGGCAGUUCUGGACCAGGAAAGUCCACUAAAGAUGACUCACUGAGGACCACCCACUUCACUUUGACUACCCAGUCCACCUCAUCUAUGCCAGUUCUGAUCCGCAGCAACACCACCGGCCUCCUGGAUCAGGCCAGUGCAUUGGAGCAGAGAGACCUCAGAACCAGUACCUCAGACCAAAGAGACCACAGAAGCAGUACUGUGGACCAAAGAAAUCAUAGAACCAGCAGCUUGGAUCAGAGAGAACACAGAACCAGUACCCUGGACCAGAGAGACAACAGAACGAGCACUUUGGACCAGAGAGACCACAGAACCAGCAGCUUGGACCUGAUAGACCACAGAACUAGUACCUUGGACCAGAGAGUCCUCAGAACCAGUACCUUGGACCAUAAAAUGCUCAGAACCAGUACCUUGGGGCAGCGCAGUAAAACCAUAGACCAUGGCUGUGGGAUGAAGGACAGUCAGACCAGGAAGUUGUCCAUAAACAGGAAGUCGGGUUCUUUCCAGUCUGGGCAAGACUGAGAGUGAUGAGGUCAUCUUACCUACCCUGGAUCUCCAGCUCAUCAGCUGCUUGGGAGCAGCUUCCUUCCAGACAGAAGAUUCAAGAUAUUACCCAGAAUGCAACGCAGCAUCAUGUCUACCUUAAAGAGGCAGCUGACUCUGAUUGUACCCACUGAUCACUGUGUAUGGUGAAUGUAAACCUUCACCUGAGUGGAUCAGUAAAACACACAUAUGCAGGCAUUUGGCAUGUUCUGAUUGGAUGGACCUUUAUGCUGCUGGUUUGUGAUUGGUUGGAUAAGUGCUUAUGUCACAGCAGCAGCCACUAUGAGUUAAACAUGACAAAGGCAGUGGUGAAACAUCAAAAAUAUAAAAACUGAACUAAAAUUGUUCACAUUUUCUGUUGCAAAUUGAAUCUGUUGGUUUUAAAGUGGGUUUUAAAGAAGAAAUGCAAGAAUCAUCCAUCCAUCCAUAUAAAUAAAAAAACUCAGAACAAAA
Messenger RNA from Austrofundulus limnaeus, 3414 nucleotides. It is a transcript of the gene ppp4r4, whose product is annotated as protein phosphatase 4, regulatory subunit 4. Gene Ontology annotation, molecular function: protein binding; protein phosphatase regulator activity. The transcript has 25 exons. Lineage: Eukaryota; Metazoa; Chordata; Actinopteri; Cyprinodontiformes; Rivulidae. Gene Ontology annotation, cellular component: protein serine/threonine phosphatase complex; cytosol. Bases 115 to 2940 code for a protein of 941 amino acids. The record is from RefSeq and is a predicted model, not a curated record.